AUUUUAAUGAGUGAUCACGAAAACUCAAAUAUCGAAGAGGUCAUUACUAAGAUUAAAACUUUACCUUUACCUGAGAGAGUCAAAGCCGUAGCACUUUAUUAUCACUUGAAACGCAAACAACAAUAUGAAGAAGAGUUAGAAGAGCAAGUAUAGAAACUUACAAUUGAAUAUGAUCAUUUGAAUCUUCCUCUUUAUUAGAAAGUAAGUAUAUAAAUUGUAUUUCAUUAAAAAGUAAAAUGAAUUAAUUCUUGGAUAAAGAGCUGCUACAGAUAUUGAACUGUCUAAUGUUGAUAAAUUUUUGAGUGAAGCAGAGAAACCAUUAGUAGCUGAGAAUAAUACAGCUGAACCUAUAGAUGAUUAUUGGUUUAAGGCACUCAAAAAUUCAGUAGUAAUAGGUAUAUAUAUAAUAUAUAUUUAUAUUAGCUGAUGUAUGUUAAGAUAAUGAGAAGGAUUGGGAUGUAUUAAAAUCACUCAGUAAAGUAGAAUUAGAUCUUGAAGAGAAUAGUCAUAAUUUCACUAUUAAACUAACAUUUGCACCUAAUGAUUAUUUUACAAAUACAGUUCUUACAAAAAGAUUCAUUUUUGAAAAAUCUGGUGAGACUCCAGUAAAAAGUGAAUCAACUCAUAUUGAAUGGAAAGAAGGAAAGAAUGUAACUUAAAAGAAGGUUUCAAAGAAAUAAAAAAAUAAAAAAACAGGUGCAUCAAGAACUGUUGAUAAAGUUGUUGAUAAUCCUAGUUUUUUUGGAUUCUUUAAAGAUUUCGACCUUACUAACAAGAAAGAACUUGAUGAAGAAGAAGAAUAAAAGGAAGAAGAUUUAAUGAAUGAACAUUUUGAUAUUGCCACUGAAUUUUUAGAUUCAAUAGUUCCAUGUUCAUUAGAAUUAUUCUUAGGAUUAUAACCAGAAAUGGCUGAAUUAGAUAAUGAUGAUGAUGAAGAUGAUGAAGAGGAAGAUGAUGAUGAUGAUGAAGAAGAUGAUAAGAAGAAAUCUGUAUAUAUUUAUAUAUUAAUAUAUUAAUAGAAAAGAAAGAAGUCAAGUAGUAGUAAAGGUGAUAAGACUGAUAAUAAAAAAGCCGAAAAACCAGAAUGCAAAUAAUAAUGAUCUAUGUGUUG
This is a messenger RNA of Paramecium sonneborni, 1111 nucleotides long. NCBI's taxonomy places the organism in Eukaryota, Ciliophora, Oligohymenophorea, Peniculida, Parameciidae. The record is from the annotation of a GenBank genome assembly.